Messenger RNA from Raphanus sativus (radish), 1597 nucleotides. RefSeq lists its product as uncharacterized. The record is from RefSeq and is a predicted model, not a curated record. Lineage: Eukaryota; Viridiplantae; Streptophyta; Magnoliopsida; Brassicales; Brassicaceae. Bases 111 to 1364 code for a protein of 417 amino acids. The transcript is spliced from 12 exons.
CUGCCCCAUUUGAAAAUUGAAAAAUUGAAAAUUGAAAGUCGGAAUCGUCUUUUAUUUCAACUCCACUAAUCAGUUUCUCAGUUUCUCACUAGCGGAAGAAGCUUAUUGCCAUGGAAGAUCAUCCUCAUGAUGAAUCAUUCGACCUUCAAGAGAUUCGCAGCCGCGUGAAAGAGCUCGAGUACCUUCGCCGUAAUUGCAUAGACGAAACUGGAGAAUCGGUUCCUUCUUUGGCCCAAGAUUUCGCUCUUGAGCUUGAGACAAAGAUGAAGAUUGUUGAAGAUUAUUAUGACCAUGAUUUUGAUUCAAUGGAUGUUGAAGAGUCAGAUGCUUACUUGGAGUAUUUGAGAAAGGAGCUUCAUUCUGCUGAGGCUCAAACCGCCAAGGUUUCUCAAGAAAUUGAACGUCUUUCUAUCUCUCAUGCCCAAGAUUCUACUAGCCUGGUAUCGGAUCUGGAAGGUCUUCUUUUCUCCCUGGAUUUUCUCUCAUCUCAGGAUGUGGAUAAGUCAAAAGAGAACCUACCAUCCAGCAUCCCAAUGGAAGUAUUUGAUGUGGAUUAUGACGACAAAUUUAAGAUGUUUGAACUUGAAAAUCAGAUUGAAGAGAAAAAGGCGAUUCUCAAGUCAUCGGAAGAUCUGGAUUCUGUACGUAAAAGGCUUGAUGCUGCAGAGCAGGUCGAGGACGCAUUCGCAGGCUUGAAGGUCCUCAAGUUUGAUGAAAACUUCAUUACGCUCCAACUGCGAACAUGUAUUCCAAAACUAGAUGGCUUGCUUGGACAGCACGAACUUGUGCACAAUACUCAACCAUCUGAAUUGAUCCAUGAAUUGCUAAUUCAUCUUAAGGAUAAAACUACAGAGAUAACAAAAGUUGAGAUGCUUCCGAAUGAUGUAUAUAUAGGAGACAUCAUUGACGCUGCUGAUUCUCUCAGGCAGAUAACGUUACAUUCUGCAUUGCCAGAGACAAGAUCUUCACUCCAGUGGCUUGCCGCCAAGGUGGAAGAAAGAAUAAUUUCGGCCACUUUAAGAAAAUAUAUGGUUAAAAGUUCAAAAACAGUCAGGCAAACGUUUGAAUACUACGACAAAGAUGAAACAAUUGUGGCUCAUAUAGCAGGAGGUAUCGAUGCAUUUUUAAAAGUCUCUGAUAGUUGGCCGCUGCUGAAUUCUCCACUCAAGCUCGCAUCUCUCAAGAACUCUGAGAAUCAUUCAAAUGGAAUUUCGCUGAGCCUAAUCUGCAAAGUAGAAGAACUAGCGAAUUCACUGGAUUUACAGACCCGGCAAAACUUAUCAAGCUUUAUGGAUGCUAUUGAGAAGAUACUUGUGCAGCAAAGUCGUGAGGAACUCCAUUUCAGUGAACCUUCCCAAAAGUGAGUACCAAGAACUUCCUCGACUCCAUAACCUAACAUAUCUUGACAAGUUUGUGCGGUUCGUCUUCAGUUUAGAUCUCCAUAACGUUGUAUUCGUUUGCUAUCUGCAACUUUUUGUUGUAAUACUUUGAAAUAACUUCUGCCACGGUCAAUCAUAUCUAAUGAUGGAGCUUGUUGUUGCUUGUUACUUAUGAAAAGAGCAAAUGUUAUAAUAGAUUUGACAUAAGAGAGCCAAAA